AGCUUCACUUAGUGAAGGAUCCAACAGGACAGAGGGAAGCCAUUUCUGCACUCUAGAAUUCAAGACUUGGUAGUUAUAGAAUCUGCAAGUUACGCUUAUUAAAAGGCAGUUUUGGAUAUCACUCUCUAAAGCAUAAUACCGGACUCAUUGAUGUUACUCUACCUCAUUAACAUGCAUCUUUAUUCAUGAAAAAGCAAUUAAGGAAAGGUGUUUCACUUAUUACCUUCAUCUUCGCCUACUUGAAUGCAACCUUAACUACACUUGCAGUGUGUCUCCAACUCUAGCCAUGUCCAUGGCACUGAGCGUAUUAGAUAAGGACAGCCUUUUCUCUCCAUUUCAGGCAAUCAUGGUAACCCUUUUAUCGGCUCCACUGUGUUUUGUUGGCACUCAUAAUUUUAUGCCGGUUUUUGCAGCAGCUGUGCCCCCUUAUAACUGCCGCUCAAAUAUGACAAUGGACCAACCCCGCUAUCCAGAAGACCCAUGCACUCAAUAUGUAUCAUCACUAUCCAACAGCACAAAGCCAUGUGAAGAGGGCUGGGAAUAUGAUCAUAGCAUAUUUACCUCUACAAUCAUCAGUGAGUGGGACUUGGUAUGUGACCGUCAGACUCUGAAGGAAGUGGCUCAAUCAGUUUACAUGGCAGGGGUGUUGGUGGGUGCAGCAGUGUAUGGUGCCCUUGCAGACAGAUUUGGCAGAAGAGCCAUGAUCUUAUGUUCACUCCUGCAAAUAGCUGGUAUGGGAAUCGGUGUAGCCCUUUCUCCAAACAUCAUUGUUUACUGCCUUUUUCGUUUCCUGACUGGCAUGGGAAUAUGCGGCCUUAUCAUUAAUGACCUUGGUCUUGCUAUGGAGUGGACUCCAAGACGAUAUCGCCCAAUAGUAUCUAUGAUACAAGGUUACGGUCUCACUUGUGGAGCAAUAAUUCUUGUGGGGUUGGCAUACGCCAUUAGAGGCUGGCGCUGGCUACAGUUAACUGCGUCCCUGCCCUAUUUCAUUUUCUUCCUACUCAUGUGUUGGGUCCCUGAGUCUGCUCGCUGGCUUUCACUCAAAAAGCACUCAAACCAGGCUCUUGCUAAUCUGAACCGUGUGGCCAAAAUCAAUGGAAGAAAAGAGGGAGGUCCCAUAACUCUUGAGAUGCUGAAACUCGAUGAUCAGCAUAGCACAAAAGCAAUGACCACCAAGCUGACACCAUUGGACCUCUUCCGUACACCUACUAUGCGAACUAUCACUCUUAUUCUCUCCUUAAGUUGGUUUUCCAGCAGUUUUGGCUUCUUUGCGAUCGCCCUGGAUGUGGACCGUUUUGGCCUUAGCUUAUAUCUGACCCAGGGUGUAUUUGCUGGCUCUGAGUUACCCAUCAGGAUCCUUGCUACCAUUACUGCUUUCUAUAUAGGCAGAAGACUCACCAUCUCCUUCUUACUCAUCUUUGCAGGGACGCUUUUGCUGUGCACCAUGGCAGUGCCUAAAGACAUGCUACUGCUGCAGAUGAUUUUAACCGUUCUGGCUAAGGCAAGUCUUGGGUCUUGCAUUGUCUGCUCCUACCUUUAUACUGCUGAAGUGUACCCUACAGUGCUCAGGCAAACAGGAUUGGGAUUCACUAAUAUGAUGAUGAGGUUGGGUGCCAUCAUUUCUCCACUGGUAAUGAUAACCAGGGUAUAUGUGUCCUUUCUGCCCAUGGUAAUAUUUGCAGUCAUGCCUAUUAUCAGCGGACUUCCAAUUUUGUUGUUACCAGAGACAUUGAAUUGUCCUCUUAUGGAUACAGUGGAAGAAGUGGAGUCAAGGAACCGGGAAUUGAACUUUCAGAUAAAGAUACCAAAGGAGAACUCAGGGCCUGGAACCAAACUGUAGAUAAACAACAAUACUGCAACUUGUACUACAAAUAGUUAUAACUAUGGCAGCCAUCAAGGGGUACAGGUGGAAGUUAGGACCUUUCAUUGUGUCACCAAGGUCCCAAUGUCCCCCUUAUAUAAAGCCUCAGAGCAAACAUGGCUUCUUAUAGCAGCACUGAGUUACAACAGAUAAUAUAUUCAGUAAUGAAGAAUUCCAUAUUACUACAGGUAUGGGAUCUGUUAUCCAUAAUGCUUAGGGCCUGGGGUUUUCCAAUAACGGAUCCGUGGUUUGG
Messenger RNA from Xenopus tropicalis (tropical clawed frog), 2114 nucleotides. Its product is annotated as solute carrier family 22 member 6-A. The transcript is spliced from 10 exons. Gene Ontology annotation, cellular component: membrane. The record is from RefSeq and is a predicted model, not a curated record. NCBI's taxonomy places the organism in Eukaryota, Metazoa, Chordata, Amphibia, Anura, Pipidae. Gene Ontology annotation, biological process: transmembrane transport. Gene Ontology annotation, molecular function: transmembrane transporter activity. The coding region runs from base 287 to 1840 and encodes 517 amino acids.